GAGUGACAUGUGACAUUAUUAUGACAUAUGGUGACAUAACUCAUUCAAAAUCCAUAAAAAAGUUUCAAAAUGAGUUUAGGAGUUCGUAAAAUAUUUUCAGUAGGCUCAAAAUUAGUAAGACCAAGUGUCCAGAUUGUUGGUCAAAGAUGUUGCUCUAGCGGCUCUAAAGAUGGAUAUUUCUAUGUAAACGACAAAGAACCCAGUAUGGAGUUUGGGGCUAUCACAGAUCGUGCUGCCCAAACAAUGUUCUUUACUGAAUUAUUCAGAGGAUUUGGUGUUACUUUGGCUCACAUUUUCAAAGAACCAGCAACUAUAAACUAUCCCUUUGAAAAGGGACCUCUCAGUCCUAGAUUCAGAGGUGAGCAUGCCUUGAGAAGGUACCCCUCUGGUGAAGAACGUUGCAUCGCCUGCAAGUUGUGUGAGGCCAUCUGUCCUGCCCAGGCAAUCACAAUUGAAGCAGAAGAACGCGCAGAUGGCUCUAGAAGAACCACUAGGUAUGAUAUUGACAUGACAAAAUGUAUUUACUGUGGUUUUUGCCAAGAGGCUUGUCCAGUCGAUGCUAUAGUAGAAGGUCCCAACUUUGAGUUCUCUACUGAGACUCAUGAAGAACUUCUCUAUAAUAAAGAAAAGUUAUUAAACAAUGGCGACAAAUGGGAGUCUGAAAUAGCCAGUAAUAUUCAUGCUGACCAUUUAUAUCGUUGAAAAUAUAUAGAAAAUUGUAAAAAGUUGUAGAAUAUAUCUUAUUAACUAAAA
This is a messenger RNA of Diabrotica virgifera virgifera (western corn rootworm), 753 nucleotides long. It is a transcript of the gene ND-23, whose product is annotated as NADH dehydrogenase (ubiquinone) 23 kDa subunit. Gene Ontology annotation, cellular component: membrane. The coding region runs from base 70 to 702 and encodes 210 amino acids. NCBI's taxonomy places the organism in Eukaryota, Metazoa, Arthropoda, Insecta, Coleoptera, Chrysomelidae. The transcript has 4 exons. The record is from RefSeq and is a predicted model, not a curated record. Gene Ontology annotation, molecular function: NADH dehydrogenase activity; 4 iron, 4 sulfur cluster binding. Gene Ontology annotation, biological process: mitochondrial electron transport, NADH to ubiquinone; mitochondrial respiratory chain complex I assembly.